Messenger RNA from Sitodiplosis mosellana (orange wheat blossom midge), 843 nucleotides. RefSeq lists its product as uncharacterized. The record is from RefSeq and is a predicted model, not a curated record. The transcript is spliced from 2 exons. Lineage: Eukaryota; Metazoa; Arthropoda; Insecta; Diptera; Cecidomyiidae. Bases 1 to 843 code for a protein of 280 amino acids.
AUGAAAUUCAUCGCCGAUUUGCGAAUUCCACGCUGGGUGAAUUGUAGUCGGUCAGACACCAUCGAAAUGCACGGAUUUUCCGAUGCACCCGAAGUCGGAUAUGCAGCGGCAAUUUAUAUUGUCAAUCGUACACGGAACACAUCGCAUUUGUUGGUUGCAAAUGCCCGUGUGACUCCAAUAGAAGAAGACAAAAACAAUGAAAAUGUUACAAUUCCGCGUCUUGAACUUUGUGAUGCAUUACUCUUGGCACAAAUGGCGGAAAAAAUAAUUAAAAUUUUAGACAUCAACUUCAGUCGAAUCUGCUUGUGGUCCGAUUCGAGAAUUGUUCUCGAUUGGAUUCACGCCAAUCCAAAAAGAUAUAAAACAUUUAUUGCGUCAAGAAUUGCAAAAAUCAAUAAGCUCGUUGAAAAAGAUUGGUGGUCACAUGUACGUUCCGAAGACAAUGCGGCUGAUUGCGCAUCGCGUGGAAUCUCACCAGCGGAAUUAAGCACACACUCAUUGUGGUGGAACGCUGACGAGCUCGAAUGUGCUGAAACGGCAAUUAUCAAAAAUGUGCAACAAGAAAGCUUCGCCGAUGAAAUUAAAAUGUUAUGCACAAAAGGUGAACUCAAAAAUGCUAGCGCAUUGUUGAAACUGUCACCAUUUUUGGACAGCAAACAAGUAUUGCGAGUUGGCGGUCGCUUGAAAAACGCUGACCUACCCUACGAAGCGAUACAUCAUUCAUUGAGCAUUCUAUUGCCAUCGAAACAUGCUGUAACAGCAUUAAUAAUAAAAAACGUACACUUGAACUGUUUACAUGGUGCACCCAAGCUAACUGAAGCAGUAUUGCGACAAAAAUUCUAG